Molecule: messenger RNA, 1108 nt
Organism: Leopardus geoffroyi (Geoffroy's cat)
Lineage: Eukaryota; Metazoa; Chordata; Mammalia; Carnivora; Felidae
Product: angiomotin-like
Exons: 4
Coding region: 1-618 (205 amino acids)
Molecular function (GO): ice binding
Source: RefSeq, a predicted model, not a curated record
AUGCCGGUGGAAGCAGCAGCUGUUACAGAGCUGUUAGGGCCGGGGCCGGGACGCGGGGCUCCGCGCGCUCGGCGGAGCGGCCCGGGUUGGGGGGGGGGGGUGGGCGGCGGGGGCCAGGCCACGCGUGGCGCCCGAGCCUGGCGGGCGGCGCCACUGGAAGUGACGCGGCGAGGGCGGGGCUCCGGCCCGGGAGCAGCAGCCGCCGCCACCGCCGCCGCAGUCGCCGCCGCCGCCGCAGUCGCAGCCGCAGCUGGCGCAGCCGCCACCGCAGCAGCAGCCACAGCAGCAGCCGCCGCCGCCGCAGCAGCAGGCGCGGCCACCGCAGGAGCAGCCGCAGCAGCCACCACCGCUGACGCCGCCCCGCCGCCACCUCGGCCCGGAAGCGAUGUAGCCGCGCCAGGCCCGAGCCCCGCGGGCCGCCGCUGCUCUGCCCUUCAACCACAUGAAGCAGCUCACCAAGCCGACCGUGGGCAGGGGCUGACUGCUGCGAGGCUUGGUAUUCUGCCCAAAGAUGUCCCUGAACAUCCACAGCUGGGCUUCUGUCAGCUCCGGAAACAACAAGGACAGGCCAGGGCGAAGGUGCUUCGGCAUUUAGAGCUGGAGCCUCUCGGCGCGUGAACACAGCCUGUUUGAGGCACCCCGUUUGAAGCCCUACUGCAUCCAUGAUGGCCGAGUCCUACCUUAAUUGGCAACCAUCUGCCUCCUACAGCAGUUCACAGGGAGCUCAUGCCAGCAUUUAGGCAGCUUCCUAUUUUGCAGAUGAUUUGUGAUUCAUAAUGAACAAAAGAUUGCUCUUCAGAUGACCUGUCAGGGUAAGCCUGAUUCGGGGAUGGGAUCCAUAGGAACCCGUCCUCCGUGUUCUGAGGGGUAGUAGAGAUCGGAGGGGCCACGGUAGUGCAGGGGUGGUACAGCUCAGGCUUGCUGCUAGCUUAUAUAAUGCCUUUGAGUGGAUUUGCAAGAUGUGCCCCCUCUGGGUAGACACAACCCCAUGGCCACACAGCUUGGCAAUGGGAGGGCUCCUUCUUGGAGGAAAAUGUGUCUCUUUCCCCUGGCACAUUCAGCCCUGAACCAGGGAAUGUGCUUUGGUAAGGAAAGCGUAGACUGUAUU